GGGAGGCUUAGUAGAAGACGAGGGCAUUGGAGAGGCUGGCAAGUCGAAAGUCUGAUUCUUCCUUUCCAUCCAUCCAUCGGUGAAACAUCCGAAAGCUUUUACAGCCUUUUGGGUCCAUCGUAACUUUUCCGUCCAUCAGAUAAUAAAGAUGGUUUUCAGCAGGUUCGUUGAGGUUGGCCGCGUGGUCCUCAUCACCUACGGCCCGGACGCCGGCAAGCUUGCCGUUGUUGUUGACAUUAUUGACCACUCCCGCGUCAUUGUUGACGGUCCUACGACCGGUGUUGCUCGUCAAGCAAUCUCUUUCAAGCGUGCCACCCUCACCGACCUGACGAUCAGCAUUCCCCGCACCAUUGGUACUCCCGCUCUCAAGGCUCAAAUUGAAAAGCAGGACCUCCUCGGUCGGUGGAGCAAAACUGCAUGGGCCCAGAAGAUUGCCAAGCGUGAGGCCCGUGCCAAGCUCACAGACCUCGACCGGUUCAAACUCAUGGUUGCCCGCAAGCAGCGCCGUGCUAUUGUUGGAAAGGCUCUUGGAAAGAUCAGGAAGUCGAAAUAAACUCCUUGUAUAUUUGCUGAGGGCGUAAUAUGAAACGUGGACACCCAAAACAGAUAGUUCUGCAUCACAGUGCCCCCAUAUCUUAAUGCCUGUUGGCUGUGUGGAUGAAGAUUCAGUGCAUUUUCCGUGGGAAGAAAGUUACCCUUAGGCACUUCGAUGUGCGAUUCGUACAAUUUAAUUCACACGAGUGAAGCUGAUAUAUGAUACAAGGCAAACAAUGUACAUUCCCGACAUUCUCAUGUCAAGCAGCUACAGCAA
Spizellomyces punctatus DAOM BR117 is the source of this 811-nucleotide messenger RNA. RefSeq lists its product as uncharacterized. NCBI's taxonomy places the organism in Eukaryota, Fungi, Chytridiomycota, Chytridiomycetes, Spizellomycetales, Spizellomycetaceae. Gene Ontology annotation, cellular component: ribosome; cytosolic large ribosomal subunit. The coding region runs from base 149 to 553 and encodes 134 amino acids. The record is from RefSeq and is a predicted model, not a curated record. The transcript is spliced from 3 exons. Gene Ontology annotation, molecular function: RNA binding; structural constituent of ribosome. Gene Ontology annotation, biological process: translation; ribosomal large subunit biogenesis.